AUGUCGCAACAAAACACACGAGUAGAUGAUGAUAUUGGCCAGUCGUUCAAACUAAAGUAUCCAGAAGUAUUUAAGACUGAGUUGGGUACGGUUAAGGGACACAAAGCUACGUUAAAUUUGAAAGAAAAUGCGAUUCCCAAAUUCUGCAAAGCUCGAAGCGUUCCUUUUGCACUUCGCCCGGCAGUUGAGCAAGAAUUAAACCGGGUGCAGGAAGAAGGAGUGAUUUACCCAGUGAAUUUUAGUCAAUGGGCGACCCCAUUGGUCUGUAUUCCAAAGGCCGAUGGAAGAGUACACGUUUGUGGAGACCAUAAAGUAACAGUAAACCCAAGUUUACAUUGUGAUCAAUAUCCAAUUCCAAUUCCAGAGGAGGUAUUUACUAAACUGUGGGGAGGAAAACAAUAUUCAAAAAUUAAUUUGAAAUGUGCAUACCAACAGUUAGUUUUUGAAGACGAGGCACAAGAAGUAGUAACGAUAAACACACAUCGCGGUCUAUACCGAUACACGAGAUUACCGUUUGGGAUUUCUUCGAGUCCAGCCAUAUGGCAGCGAUUCAUAGAACAAGUAAUAGCAGGACUAGAAUGGACAUGUGCAAUAAUGGACGAUGUCCUAGUCACUGGCUCAUCCGACACAGAGCAUAUCAGGAAUUUAGAGAACUUAUUUGAGCGAUUCAACAAAUAUGGUGUCAGAGUUAAGGCAGAAAAAUGCACAUUUCUGCAAAGAGAUGUAGUGUAUAUGGGACGGAAGCUAUCCGCUGCAGGAAUUCAACCGACAAGCGAUAAGAUUAAGGCUAUUAAGAGUGCACCAGUUCCAUGUAACGCAACAGAAUUAGGAUCCUGGUUAGGAUUAGUUAAUUACCAUGCAUCAUUCAUUCCACGACUAUCAACGAUGAUACAUCCUUUGAAUGAGCUGUUGGGAAAUAAACCAUGGACAUGCAACGACGAAUGCAGCAACGCAUUUAAUGCUGUAAAGCAAACUAUCAGUGAGGACAUCAUAUUGACACAUUACGAUCCAUCAAAACAGUUGGAACUAUACACUGACGCAUCUCUAUUAAUAGAGAUAUCUUAG
Anneissia japonica is the source of this 1065-nucleotide messenger RNA. RefSeq lists its product as uncharacterized. NCBI's taxonomy places the organism in Eukaryota, Metazoa, Echinodermata, Crinoidea, Comatulida, Comatulidae. The transcript has 2 exons. The record is from RefSeq and is a predicted model, not a curated record. The coding region runs from base 1 to 1065 and encodes 354 amino acids.